Messenger RNA from Acipenser ruthenus (sterlet), 738 nucleotides. Its product is annotated as parathyroid hormone-like. Gene Ontology annotation, molecular function: hormone activity. Gene Ontology annotation, cellular component: extracellular region. Bases 87 to 422 code for a protein of 111 amino acids. Gene Ontology annotation, biological process: intracellular calcium ion homeostasis. The record is from RefSeq and is a predicted model, not a curated record. NCBI's taxonomy places the organism in Eukaryota, Metazoa, Chordata, Actinopteri, Acipenseriformes, Acipenseridae. The transcript has 3 exons.
UGCAAACUGUUUUAACAGUGCUGUACAGGCAUCUUCUAAGAAGAACUCUAAAGAAACAGUAAUACCACUAAGUGGCUAUACACAAAAUGCUUUCAGUGAGAAGUCUGGUGAAAAUAGCUGUCUUCAUACUUCUUUAUGUCCUCUGCUUUUCAUCACAAUCUGAAGGAAGACCACUUAGGAAAAGAUCAGUGAGUGAAAUGCAGCUGAUGCACAACCUUGGGGAACACAGACUCGUCCAGGAGAGGCAAGAUUGGCUUCAAAUGAAACUGAAGGAUGUCCACACCGCUUCUCUGAGAAACAAUGUAGAAAGAGGCAGAACAAGGAGGCUGCUACCCGAAGAGUUCCCGGAGCUGGAGGAGCUGACAGACGAGGAACGACAGUAUAUUCAAAAGCUAUUAGAAAUGCUUUUAAACCCACAGUAAAAGACAGAGUAUUGUCAAUUUCGAGAUCUGACUGCAACAAUGCUGCUCUGACUAAAGGUUUAACUGUUUUACAAUAGAUAUUUUGGAAAAAUGUUAAUUUAAUUUUACAAACCACCUGGUACUGUAUUCAUAAACGAUUUCAACGAUUGCUUCAUUAUUGAAUACUUUUGCAUGACCUAUAUUUCUCAAAGAGCACUUUUUUUUUUUUUUUUUACUAUUUAUUUCAUGUAAUUUAUGAUUUGCAUAAUGUAUUUUUUUUAAAGAAAGGACUAUUUUCUACUAGUUAAUGUUAUUUAUUAUGAACAACAAGGUAAAC